Molecule: messenger RNA, 2138 nt
Organism: Nannospalax galili (Upper Galilee mountains blind mole rat)
Lineage: Eukaryota; Metazoa; Chordata; Mammalia; Rodentia; Spalacidae
Gene: CUNH22orf23
Product: chromosome unknown C22orf23 homolog
Exons: 7
Coding region: 146-799 (217 amino acids)
Source: RefSeq, a predicted model, not a curated record
GCGUUGAGGGUUCUCGCUUGUUACCAUGGGAGCCAAAAGCCGCUACCUGCUGGCGCUAACAGCUGGAUCCUGGCAGUACCUGGUCACCCGCCAAUCUCUGUGGAAAGGAGGCCACGAAGUCCGGGUCACCCCUUAAGGGCCCUCCAUGGCUUCACAGCAGAGGAUGGAUGCAGUGACCAAAGGAACCCCAGUCUGGCCUUGCCGGAAACAGGCUGCUUACACCCCAGAGACCUUCGAGCUGCUUAGAGUGAUGAUGAAGGAAUCCAAACUGACUACCUUCCAGCAGCGCCACAUCAUGGACACCAUGAAAAGAGGGGCCCCUUUGCCCCUGCAGUGCAACCCAACAUCCAACCAGAAGGGCUCUCCUCCCAAGAAGCCAGCAACAGCCAUCUACCUGCCUCCCAUCCUGGCUGCCCACUCCCACCUCCGGCCUGCCAGCAUGUGCCAAGCCAACGGGGCCUACACCCGAGAGCAGUUUAAGCCUCAAGCCACCAGAGAUCUGGAGAAGGAGAAACGAAGACUCCAAAACAUCUUUGCCACCGGGAAGGACCCAGAGGAACGGAAAAGAAAAGCUCCCCCUGUGCAGCAGGUGGACCCAGCCCCUGAGCCAGACCGGUUUGAUGAACUCGUGAAGGAAAUCCAGGAGAGGAAAGAAUUCCUGUCUGCCAUGGAGGCUCUGGGACAGGGCAAGCAAUACCGAGGAAUCAUCCUGGCCGAAAUCUCCCAGAAACUACGGGAAAUGGAGGACAUUGAUCGCAAGAGGAGUGAGGAGCUUGGGAAGGCUCUGGCCACUGCUUAGUCCACCAUGUCGGCAGGCAAGCCCAACCUGACCACUGGAGCCUACCUCUGCCAAGCAGGGUCAUCCCCAGGUCUGCUCACCACAUGGGCCGUGACGAAUGAUGGCACAGAACCCUCUUGGCCUACACGUAGUAGUCAAGGGCACUGCAGCGUUCUAGACAAUGCCCAGGGAUGCAGGGGCCUCAGCUGCGCUACCAACCACCACAGCCAUUAUACUAGAGCUUUUUCCAGGGGAAAGAGCCCAACACAGCAAGGCAAGACCCCAGGUACCACUUUGGACCACAUCUAAAAGCACCUUCCACUCUCCUCUUGCCACUGCUGGCCUCCAGGGUCCGGCUCCUGUCCUUUCUGAACCUAAGAGUGAACGUGAUUCCUUUCUUCCUAUGUCUUAGGGUCUACAGAUUUGCCUUUUUGUAGCCUUGGGCAAAUGUUUAACCAUAACGAUUAAUUGGCCAAUAAAACACUUAACUUGGUCAUUACAUGCACCACCUUGUUUUCACAGGGAUAACACUUACUUGUUCAGAGUUAGAACUUGUCCAACACAGAUGACUUUUAACUGCCUUAGUCAUAUUUCAAAGCAAAGGAAAAUCAAAGCUCUCGAGCAGCCUGUGGUCAGUGCCAAAUUUCAGGAGUGCUGUGUGAAAAUGCAGGUUCACCAAGGUACUCCACACUAGUCCAUUCACCCAUGGAGCACCCACUCAGGGUUAAAAGUCACUUUCAUGGCUUCCAGGAAACAGACCACAGGAAGAAACACAAAGGGGGUCAGGGGGGAUUCACACUGAAAGGGGCCCUGGCAAAUGCCUGUGACCUUGGGCAAAAUUCAACAGCCUUGGUUCCAAAUCCCCUCCCCCUUCAGUGACCCAACCUGGAGGCCAAAGACGAGUGACAGGGAAACAGCCCUGCUCCCCUCCUGGCACACAGUGUAUCAGUUCCCUUCCUUCAGGUUUAUGACGCCCACCAGCCCUAUCUUUACCUAUCUUCUGUCAUUUUCCUUCCCUAUAAAUCAAAAUUUUUGGUUUCUCCUGCACCUGCUGGGAGCUACAUAAUUCCAACAAGUCACAAGACCUGUGUCUCACUCUGCAUAAUAAACAUGGCUAAGCAGCAGCCAACAGAUAAGGGCUGGGUCAGAAAGGACAUGUCCUCCACCCCACAGAUCUCGCACAAUGGAAAACCCCAGGACAAGUGCAAUCUACUGUGACAAAGAGUAGGUGGCAACAUUUAUAAACCACAUAUACAGAGGCAAAGACAGACAGAUCUCUGAGUUUGAGGAUAGCCUCAUCUACAUAGCAAGUUCCAGCCCAGCCAGGGCUACACAGUAAGACCUUGUCUUAAAAAAAAAA